Messenger RNA from Aspergillus niger, 1746 nucleotides. RefSeq lists its product as uncharacterized. The transcript has 4 exons. NCBI's taxonomy places the organism in Eukaryota, Fungi, Ascomycota, Eurotiomycetes, Eurotiales, Aspergillaceae. The record is from RefSeq and is a predicted model, not a curated record. Gene Ontology annotation, biological process: siderophore biosynthetic process. Bases 1 to 1746 code for a protein of 581 amino acids.
AUGUUGCAGACCAUUGGAAUAGGACCAGAUCCAGUGGGCAAGGAUGAAUCAAGAGACUCAGCGGCAUGCCACCAUAUCAUUCAGCAAACCUUGAACCAUCUUAGCAUGACAGGACCCCUACUAGGAGACUCCAUAUCGCCCAAUAGGCGACGGGCGCUCUUUGAGACAACCAAGCGAGUACUUGCCAGUGCGAUAAACGAUGGCAUAGCCUGCGCAACCCUUGAGUCAUGUAACAGCCCGAGUCUGCUGUUGUGCUUACGCAGUCCCGGAGGAGCCAUGGCCAGUGAUGAAGACGCUUGGAUCAAGUGCGGUAUGCGAGCUGACGCAUAUGUCGAAACAGACGGCGGCAGGGUUGUUGGAUUUGUGCGGGCAGACGAUCUCCUUGGACCUGUGCUAACCCAAAACCUCAACGGCGAGAUAUCAGAGGAGCUUGACCCUGGUGUGAUUUGCGGUGUUAUCUGCCGCUGGCGUUCUCGCCAAGAUGAAAGUGACGCAGUAGAGAUACUUGUAAAGGAGUUAACCGUAUUGAAGCUACACCGAACGUGCCUUGCCCAACCACCCCUAGUUCCUAUCGCGCCCGAUGACAUCCCUUAUCUACUAGAGCCCGAACUAUCGUUCCUCUGCGUUCCAAAGUCAGACAUGAAAGUCUUCGGACCAUUCCAGUCACUUCUGGACCCACUCUUGAGAUCACUCGGGAUUCCUAAGCCCGAUGAUACAGUCAAUGAGAUCGUCGUACCGUGUUUCAGUCGCCAGCUCCCAUGUAUCACGCCCCUAUUCCCUAACGCACGCAUUCUAGGGACUGUCCAAAACCGCUGCCGAGCACAACUCUCUAUGCGGACGGUCUCUAUGACGCCGGACGUGGGCAGCUCUCCGUUACACAUAAAGCUAUCGCUGAACUGCCAAAUCACUUCUCGUCUGAGGACCAUUUCUCCCAAUGCUGCAGCCUUAGCAACUGCAGUGGGGAAUAUCCUAAGAGAUCUGCUUCCCCCGGAUUUAUGGAUCUUCGAAGAGGCAGCUUCCAUUACGGGUGCCCAGGAAGACUUUCAGAAAGCAUGCCAAUUAACAUGUAUUAUCCGAAAAAGUCCAGAACUGAGAGCGGCGGACAUCGGGGAGACACUCAUCCCAGUUGCGGGACUAAUGCAGAAGCCGUUGAACGAUUAUCGAACGUACAUGGAGAUUAUGUUUGGUCUUCAUAGCUUGAAGGAAAAGCAAACCUGGUUUAGAAAAUACCUUAUUAAAUUAUUCUCCCUCAUUCUCCCCCCUCUAGUCCGCCACGGAAUCCGCAUCGAAGCUCAUAGCCAGAAUGUCCUCGUCCGCGUCAACAUUACUAACAAGGAGAUAGCCGGGUUCGCUAUUCGUGACUUUGACGGGAUCCGAAUCCAUUAUCCUACGUUUCUUCGCCAUCCCGACAAUGAGAAUGCCCUCAACGACAUUCCCCCCGGUGCUCGCACUCUUACUGAUGAUUUACAUAGAAUGUGGCACGCGGUACAUCAUUCGCUCCUUCAGGCGCACGUGGGCCAUCUUUUAUACAUGUUGGGAUUAGAAUCGAAGGGUGGAUGGCGUGUUGUGCGUGAAGAGCUAGAAAGGGCUUUGAACCCUUCCAGAGAUCCAGAUGGUCGGCUACUGUACGACUUCUGGUUGAAGGAGACGAUGCUGUCCAGGUGUUUUCUGGAGAUGCGGUUGCGGGAUGCUUAUGCGAAGUUCUAUGAGAGGGAGUUGCCGAAUAUCCUCCUCCGAGAUGCUUGA